Messenger RNA from Tremella mesenterica DSM 1558, 591 nucleotides. RefSeq lists its product as uncharacterized. NCBI's taxonomy places the organism in Eukaryota, Fungi, Basidiomycota, Tremellomycetes, Tremellales, Tremellaceae. The transcript is spliced from 2 exons. The record is from RefSeq and is a predicted model, not a curated record. Bases 1 to 591 code for a protein of 196 amino acids.
AUGAGUGAUCAACUUACUACGUCGAUGCAAGGUGGUGCCGAUGAACAUUCCGCCGCCUCAACUUCUUGUGGAACUGCUGUCAUCCGUGAUCAUACAGAUGUUGUGCUCCCAGAAGCCGAUUCAUCUCAGGGACCAUCUGUGGUUCCAAGACCUUCUAUGGACCCUAUCGGUCUUGACUUAACUGAGUAUACUAGAUCCUGGUGCCGUUAUCUCGAAAGUACUUCGGUGUUCCCGGUGAUGUAUGAAGGCACAACAUACAUAGUCCCUAUCCCAAAAACGGGAGGCAACGUGGCCUUCCUUACGAAGCAUUCCUACACUCCGGAUGAGCCCACAAAAGCAGUGUGUCAAGCUCUGUUUCACAUGAAAUCCAAAGUGCAUCUUAUGGGAAGAUUAAACAAGAUGUAUAGAGGAAGUGUGAAGUUGAUGGAGGAUAGUGGCGUGGCCCAAAAAUAUGAUGAUGGAUUGGAUGGGCAAACAUCAUGGCAAAGAGUUACAAGUGAUAUAUGCCUGUCAGGUUUGGCACAGCUGGUAGAGAAGGACAAGCUUCUUCACUGGUGCUCUCCAAAUGGGGUCUCAACAACCUCUCAAUGA